This is a messenger RNA of Mercenaria mercenaria, 1625 nucleotides long. RefSeq names its product palmitoyltransferase ZDHHC21-like. Gene Ontology annotation, cellular component: Golgi apparatus; endoplasmic reticulum. Bases 302 to 1219 code for a protein of 305 amino acids. The transcript is spliced from 8 exons. NCBI's taxonomy places the organism in Eukaryota, Metazoa, Mollusca, Bivalvia, Venerida, Veneridae. Gene Ontology annotation, molecular function: protein-cysteine S-palmitoyltransferase activity. Gene Ontology annotation, biological process: peptidyl-L-cysteine S-palmitoylation; protein targeting to membrane. The record is from RefSeq and is a predicted model, not a curated record.
UUUAUAGUUCUUUGCUACAAGAGAUAACAUUCUAUCUUGGCUUUACAGCCAUACACUUUCAUGCACGUCAAGUGACAAAGAUUGUUAGUAGAAAAUAAAAGAAAAUUGGGCCAAAUAAAAGGGAAAGGAAAAUUUGUUAGUGAUUUAAAAGAGGGGUGAAGAGCAAGGUUAUGGUGAAGUAUGUUCAAUGGUGCAAACAGCGACAUUGGACUGCUCAAGGGUUGGAAGGAAGAGAAUGUCAGAGACUAGAGCAGGUGCCUGUUGAUUUGUCUCAAGUCUUAUGUUUGCAAUCUGAUGAACAAUGCCAUUCCCCAUUCAGGAUCCAAAUGACCCAGUAUUGGCAUCUCUAAAACAAUCUCUUGGACUUCACCAGCAGUGCUCUGAUUCAGAGUACAAUCCAAACACAGUGAAAGUGCCUCUUCUUGGUGAGAUCCAAUGUGUACGAGAUAAAGAUGGUUUUUUGUUGUUGUCGGCAAUUGUUGCAUACUGGGUAUAUGGUAUAUGGUCAUCAUACUAUGUGAUUAUAGAACCUCACUGGAGAGACGGACUCAUUGCUGAUUGGGUUGUCUAUUAUCAUUUUAUAGUUGCAAUACUUUGUCUGGUGUCAUUAUUCCGAUCCUCCACUCAGAAUCCUGGCAAGGUGCCUGCAGUUGAUGAAAAGUUUGCUCAACACCACGGAUGGGAGCCUUGCCCAACAUGUGGAAGAUGGCGUCCACCGAAAAGUCAUCAUUGUCGUCGCUGUCAGCAGUGCGUUGUUAGAAUGGACCAUCAUUGUCCUUGGAUAAACAAUUGUGUGGGCGAGGCAAAUCACCAUUUGUUUUCACUACUGUUAUUUUAUGCAUUCCUGUUCAGCUUCAAUACAUUCAUUUUCCUUAUGUUACAUUUCUGGUAUUGGCCAAAAUGUCAGACAUGUGACCCUGAAUCGUUUGUGAUGAAAUAUGGUAUAUGGUUUUCUUAUUUAAGUUUUGUUAUGUCUUCGGCCAUGGCAUUCUUCAUGUUCACACAGUUCUUUCAACAGUACUUUAAUUUGCUUCUGAAUAGGACAACAAUAGACAAUAUGAAAAUGAAAAGUGCAGAUGAUAUAGACUAUACUACGUUGCAAAUUCGAACUGCGAUUCAUGCAUACAGUGAUCACUGUGGGACAAGAAGGUUUUAUCUCUGGCCUUGGCCUUGUCGCCGCAGAAAAUCAACUCUUAUGACGGAUAUGAUAUAUGCAUAGCAUUUAUAUUUAUUAUAAUUUUAUGUCUGAAGUUGCCUUACUGUGAAUAAAUGACUGGUUAGAUGAUUGAAAUAAAAAUGGGAAUCAAAGACAACACAUACUAUCUAAAUAAACUAGGUUUUAAUAAUCAUUCCCUCAUCCUUUGGUUAAAAUGUGGUUAUUUAUUAAUCAUGAGGUCUGGCUCCCCGUUCUUAAAAAUUUUCAGUCUCAGCCGACUUUGAUAAUGAAACUUUAUUUGUCAUUUAUGUCUAAAUAGCAUGUUUAAAACUACAUUUUAAGUUAAUAACUAUUUUCAAGUGGCUAUUCUGUAUUGAUGGUCAGUUUAAGUUGGAAUUUAACCUUGAAAUUUUAUUAAAAUGUAAUUGAUUUUAAAAUUUCAAACUCAAACUCAGCUGAGACUGUGUUU